Messenger RNA from Neohortaea acidophila, 1416 nucleotides. RefSeq lists its product as uncharacterized. The record is from RefSeq and is a predicted model, not a curated record. Bases 160 to 972 code for a protein of 270 amino acids. Lineage: Eukaryota; Fungi; Ascomycota; Dothideomycetes; Mycosphaerellales; Teratosphaeriaceae. The transcript has a single exon.
AGCGAUUCUCACCAAAACCAUUCAUCUCACGCAUUAUAACCGCUUCUUUUGCCACCAACCUCGCUGUCGCCCCUUGUGUUGAGUUGAUAUACGUGUAUAUCAAUAAUCCGAGGUGUUGUCGCUCUCACUGUCGCUCUCACUGUCGCUCUCGCCGCUGCAAUGCCUUCACGAACGCGUCCGGCGCGUGUGUCUAGGCCUACACCGAAGGUGGCCACUGCUGCCGCACCUACUGCCACUCCUACUGCCGCUCGCGCUCCUGCUCCUGCUCCUGCUACACGCAAAAGGAAGGCGAAGAAGCAGGCUAGCCGACACGCUCCUUCAAAGGCUCGCCGCCGAGCAACAGACGCGUCUGCUUCCACUGCCGCAGCCUCUCAAUCAAAGGACGCGUCUACUGCUACAGCCGCUGUAUUGAAUCAGAUUGAGGCCGCGGACAACGACGAUUUUCAAUCGCUACACGACUCGGAUCCGGACGCUGAGGCGGUUGAUUUGACAGUGGAUCCGUCCACGUUUGAGUAUGAUGUAGUGUGGCGCCUUGUCGCGAGCCGCAGUCAAAGGGAGCUGGCAAACAGGCGAAAGAGCUGCAAAGGCGACCAGCCGGUGUAUGGUAUAGCUCAAGAGUGGGCCGCUCUACAGGCUGGCAAGGAGUAUAAAAUCACUCGCUUGUCUGCAACUGCGUCGUAUGAGGAUCAGCCGAUUCGGAAGCACUACAAGACGGAUAUUGAGCACCUGUCCGAGUAUAAAGAGCUCGUAGAGCGUCUUAUGAGCUGGCAAAAACACGGGUGGAUCGAUCCCUGUAUAACACUGCAGUGGUUUUAUGAGCGCGAGAAGUCAACUGCAGCGCCACCGAGCAGUAGCCCUACUGUCUCAACUCACUGCCGCCCAACUACUACCACUCGCCAGGAGGCGCUGGUUCCUUCGCAGAUUGAAGAGCUAGAAGCUCAAGGCGACUACAGCUCAGGGCUGCGGCUCUAGUGGGCCUGUACACUGCAGGCUUGUCCUAAUUACGGUGAUGGCAAUAACGGUUAUUGCUAUUACUGCUUCACCAACGUACCUGACAACCACUGCCCCUUCAAUAAGGACAUCUUCGCCGACUGGGCAGCUGAAAUCAAGGCCGGCAGGCUGACAGCGAUGGCGCCAAACCUGGAUAUCCACAGUGCUCUUCAUAAGAGCCAGGCUCGUAUGAGGCAGAAGUCCUACAACCAUAAGAAGUCAGAGCCGCCGCCGCCUCCACGCUCUCGUUCGCCUGAGCGACGUGGUAAGGAGCCAUGGCCUUACUUCUACCCCUACCCGCCGCCAGGUAUGCCGCCUCCUUAUCACACUGCUGGUGGUGCUAUACCAGAGCCGCCAUCCUCACAACCUAGCUCUUCAGCUCCUACCGAGCGUGUGGAUCGGUUUCUUGACUGGUGUGCUGAGCGU